GGCAAGCAGCCUAUAAAGGACCGCCGCCCCGCCUCCCGGUCAGGUGACGCUGUUGCCUAGCAACAGGACGCUCUGCCGCCGCCGCCUGCAGCCGCGCAUUUGAUUGUCCAUGGCUAGUUUCCUGCCGAACCUCAAUGUCUGAAGAAAAUCCCCAAGAGUGUACCGAGCCGGUGGAACCCAAGGCUAAGCCCGCCCCAGAGAAGACGAGCGAUUACUACCAUGUGAGCGAGCAACUCCCAGACAGGUUCAACAACCCGGCGUGGUUUCGUGGCUACAGGACCGACAAAGCUAUCUCCAUGUACAGCACCAGUAACCAGACUUAUGGGAGCAGAGUACCCACGGUGCACGAGAUGCCGAAAGUAUUUUAUCCAUCUUCAAUUAAGUUUUCCAGACAACUUGCAGCUUGUGGAAUGUUCCAGAGUAAUACUUUUAAUGUCGGCCUGGAGAAGAGCAUAGUGACGGGCCCUGACAAUCUCAUCACCCAUUGUGAUCGCCUUAACUUCCACCCCAGUUACAAUGUCAACAGGCCGUCCAUCUGUGACUGA
Messenger RNA from Acomys russatus (golden spiny mouse), 545 nucleotides. It is a transcript of the gene Pierce1, whose product is annotated as piercer of microtubule wall 1. Gene Ontology annotation, biological process: axoneme assembly. Bases 135 to 545 code for a protein of 136 amino acids. The record is from RefSeq and is a predicted model, not a curated record. Gene Ontology annotation, cellular component: axonemal microtubule. The transcript is spliced from 3 exons. NCBI's taxonomy places the organism in Eukaryota, Metazoa, Chordata, Mammalia, Rodentia, Muridae.